Molecule: messenger RNA, 2895 nt
Organism: Bactrocera neohumeralis
Lineage: Eukaryota; Metazoa; Arthropoda; Insecta; Diptera; Tephritidae
Exons: 3
Coding region: 963-2111 (382 amino acids)
Source: RefSeq, a predicted model, not a curated record
UUUGAAAUAGUGUUUUAAGUUAACAGAAUGGGCUAAUUUCUUUCCUUUUUAUGUAAAAAUGUUUAAAAAAAAAUUUGGGGACAAUCGGAUGAUGGGAAGACGGCGCGGAAAUGUUUUAAAAUUAAAAAUUGCCUUCCUAUAGGAAAAAAACAAGUUUUAUGUAUUCAAGUAUCAAUUUCUUUUAGUGUAUUUAUUAAAUGAAUAUGUAUGCUUUAAUAUGUCUCAACUAGCACGAUAUAAAGAAUAAUUUUAAGAAUAUUUUGUUCUUAUUUCGAGUGAAAAAACGGUAAAUAGUAUUUUUUUUAUCGCACCAUCGUCGUAACUGUCGAUUGCUUUAUUUUUGCAACAUGAACCAGCAAUAUUUGCAAAAAUAAAAAACGAACGACUGCAGACUUUGGUAAUGGUAUUUUUGGGCAGCGAAAUAAAACAGUAAAUGGACUGCGUUCUUUUUUCAAUAAUUGUCACUCUCAGUUGUUUGGCAUUUGAAAUCAGAUGUGUUAAUUUGUGCGAAAUUGUGAUUAUUUAAUAAAAAAAAGAAAUGAGUGAAUUACCAGCAACUACGAGUACAUUACAUAUGUAUACAAACACGACAACGUUCUGAACAAGUUGUGAAUAUUGAACUAAUUGGAAGAAUUUCUCAUCAGAUAACAGGUGCUAAACUACCAUCGAACAAACAAAUACUGCAAUUACUAUUUUAUAACAUUAGAUUUGUGUAUCGGCAAUUGAGAGAAAGUGCAAAAUGAACAAUAAAUGCUGUAUUAAUAUUUUGGCAACAAGCUCGAAUUCCGACAAAAGAUGUAGCUGGGUGUGUCGAUAAAUUAGAAUCUCUGUACAAAUUAUGGCAGAAGAUUCAAAAAACCGUACCAAAUAAGAGAUCUGAUGCUCAGAAAAAAAUUGUUGAAGACUUUUCUGCAGAAUUGGAUAAUUUGUUUGACAUUGCUCAUAGAGAUGCCUUACAAAACAUGCGUAUUAGCGAAGACAAGGAAUUUUUGAUUCUACAAAGGCAAAAAGGUCGCCCUGGUAGCAUGGCCGGUGUUGACAUGGUAUUGUAUCGGCGACAAAACAGAGCAGAUCACCGCAUUGAGAAAGAAAUGUCUAGAAAAAGGAAACAUCAACAAAUGUCGGAAGUGAAUCUCGAACUCGAAGACGAUUUUGGUAUGGACUAUGAAGAAGAUAUUGGUGACAGUGAGCCUGAAGUAGCGGAAACCAAUGUGAAAAAAAAUACAAAACAAACUGCUUCAACUUGUAUUAACAGGGGAAGAAAACAUUUUAUCACACCGCGAUUGCUUUCAGCACUUGAUAGCGCCAAAGUAAGCGAUGGAAAGGCGAUGCACAUUCUGAUGGCGACUGCAGAAGCAUUGGGCCAUUGCACUAGCGACUUGGUAGUCAAUCGUUCUACUCUCCAUAGACUGAGGGAAGAGCAUCGCAGAAAAGAAACACAGAGGAUUCAAGAGAGUUUUAUUGACAAACUAAGUGAUACACAAGCAAUGGUCGUCCACUGGGAUGGUAAAGUAUUGCCAGAUCUAAUUGGAAAAAUAAAAGUUGAGCGAAUUGCAGUGCUUGUUAGUUAUAAUGGCGAAUCCAAAUUUCUAGGCGCUCCAAAACUUAUAUCUGCCACUGGUGAAAAUAUAGCUACAGCCGUUUUUGAUACACUUAGUAAAUGGAAUAUUUUAGAUCGCGUAGAAGGCAUGUCUUUUGACACCACGUCCACUAAUACUGGUCCAACGAAUGGAGCAUGCGCUCAAUUGCAACGCAUGUUAGGAAGAAAUUUGUUGACGUUACCAUGCCGUCACCACAUUCUAGAAAUAUACUUACGUAGUGUAUUUGACCUGCAUUUCAAAGUGACUCAAGCACCCGAAGUCUCAAUUUUCGAGAGAUUUGCCAAAGCCUGGCCAAAUAUUGACACUUCAUCAUUUAAGAGUGGGCUCGACUGUGAAGAUAUAAAAUCUCAUAUAAGUGAUGGCAUCUGCAAUGACAUCAAACAAUUUUGUCAUUCACAAUUACAAAACACUUUUGUUCGUGCUGACUACGAAGAAUUUUUACGUCUAGUACUUACAUGCACGUUGGAUGUCAAAGGGGAUAUAUUCCUUGAAAAUAUUUCUUUUUCGUGAUCAAUUUCACUUGAGUAAAGCUGAAUUAAAAGGUUUAAGUCACAUUUGCGUUUUUUUAGUACGUUUAUAUAUAAAAGCUUGGUACAAAUGCUCUAAUGCAAUUACCUCUCCCCUGCAUGAUUUAAACUUUGUAAAAGAAUGUAUUAGUUAUGAAAAAGUGAACCCAAGUAUUUCUUCGGAAUUGCUGAGAAAAAUGCAACAACACAUGUGGUAUUUGUCAGAGGAAAACGUCGCAAUGGCUUUCUUUGAUUUCAAUGUUUCUGUAGAUGUUAAGAAAAAAAUGGUAAAAAAUUUAAAAUCAGAAGAGCCAACUAUUAAACUACAAAACAAUCGCAAAAUAAAAAAAUUAAGUGACUUAGGCAAUUCGGAUUUAAGCGAAUUUGUAUCCAAAAGAACUUUAACAUUUUUUAUGAAGUACAAGUUGUCAACCAACUUUUUGUAUUUGGAUCCAGAGUCUUGGGAAACAAACGAGGAAUUCCAAAAUGGUCGCACAAUAAGCCACAAAUUGCUUGUUACUAAUGAUACAGCGGAAAGAGGUAUUAAAUUUAUAAAGGAUUUCAAUACUAUUCUUACAAAUAAAGAAGAAGAAAAACAGUUCCUCCUUCAAGUUGUUGAAGAAUACAAAAAAAAUAUAAGUCCUAUAAAAAAUCGGAAUUAAUUUAAGUUUUAAUAUUUCUAGAUGUAUUAAAUAAAUUGAUAUGAAUAAAAAUAUUUCCUUUAAGUAGUAGUUUUAAGUUAAUAUAAUGCAAAAAAUUGGAGAAAAAUAAUACACUAAAAGAAAAAU